Messenger RNA from Strongylus vulgaris, 669 nucleotides. The record is from the annotation of a GenBank genome assembly. Lineage: Eukaryota; Metazoa; Nematoda; Chromadorea; Rhabditida; Strongylidae.
AUGCUAAUCCCGAUGAAAAAGAGGAACAACGUGAGACAAGAAAACUUCAAGCAGAGGUUCGUCUACAAUGUAGAUAUUAUCAUAGAUUUUGGGUUGAUUUUGACUUUCCAGCUUGUCCAGUUACAAAACCAAACAAAAGGAUCUGCGGAUUCGAAAAAGGCAGGAAAAUCGAAGGCUGGAUCAAUUUCGGACAGUUCGCGGACCGCUGCAAUGGAAGCACGCGAGAAAGCAGAAAAAGCAAGGGAACGUAUGGAAAAGCUCAAGGAUAAGGCGGCAGAGGCGAAGGAAAUAGCCGAAAAACUAAAGGCAAAAGCUGAAAGGGCGAAAAGAGCAGCGGAUCGCGCAGCCUCCCGAUCAGACCGCGACAAAGCUCGAUCUGCGACAGCUAAAUGGUGCAAAGUGACGGACCAGUACAAGAAAGCGAAUAAAAAAGCUGGAAAGUUGAAGUCUUUAGCAGAAAAGGCUAUGAAGAGAUACAAGAAACGUCAAAAGAAGGCGGAAAGACCGGUGGAAAAGAAAAAAUGGGAAAGAAUCAGAGAUAAGACAAAAAAUAACCGCUCUGAUGCUAACGAGGCAGUAUUGGCUUUGCUUCGCAAAGAGAUGGCUCGUAUCAAGGAACGUCCCAUGACUCGAACCUAUAUGUACGCUACAAAAGCUUUGGUCGAAUAG